AUGCUAGCGAACGACCCCAAAGGGCUGGAAGUGAGGCGGGGUGGGGGACGGGACACGAGGGAAGAGCCAAGUGCUGAAGUAAACCCAAGACAAGGCUCUGGAUGCGAGUGGGUAAGAGAGCGGGCCGGAGGCCUGGGCUGCGCCACGACCCUUGGAGCAGAGGAGGGCCGCCCGGAGCCCCCACCCCGAGUCCUCGCAGCCCCGGCGACUACAUCUCCCAGCACCGCCCGCUCGGGCCGCGGGAAGGGGAAAAAAAAAAAGAGAGAGGUGAGCGGGGCGCGGGGGAGUCGGCGGCGGGGCGCGCUGCGCGGGCGGCGUCCCGAGGCCCCCCGAGGAGCAGCGGCCGCGGGGACAGGGGGGACGCCCCGCGGUGGCCCUUUGCAGACGCCGAGGGGCACCGGGUCUGGGACCCUUUGGAGGCGGGGGGGCCAGGGCCCUGGGAGUAAGGGGCUAGGGCGAAGAGGGGGUGGCGCAGACCGUUAUGUGCAGCGGGCCCGGGAUGCCAGCGCUGCGGGCGCCCUGGGAGGCCCGGGAGGGGGCCUCGCCCGACAGGAAAUGGGGCCGGGACGGAGCGCCUGGAGGGUGGAGGCGAGGAGGAGCGGGGAGGCGGAGGCGCAGGGGCCCUGUCUGGCCGGGCCAGCAGAGAUGGGGAAGGGGCCGGCAUCCCACCCCACCCGCUCCCGCUCGCCGACCAGGGAUUUGCAGCUUGGCCGCCCAGCCCAUCGCGCAGAGCCCAGUCCCCCGGAACCAGAACCCCCGGCCCCUGAGGGGUCCCCUGCGGGCGCAGAGGGACCCCCUAGCCCCGAAGCCUCGCGGAGCCCCGCACGGGGGGCCUACCUGCAAAGCUUGGAGCCCAGCAGCCGUCGCUGGGUGCUGGGCGGAGCCAAGCCGCCCGAGGAAGCCACUCUGGGGCUCGGGACGCCCAGCAGUGGGGAGCCGGCCGGCGAGAUCUGGUACAACCCCAUCCCUGAGGAAGACCCCCGGCCGCCAGUGCCCGCCGGGCCGCUGCCAGGCCCAGGGGAGCUAGACAGUGAGGCCCCGCCCGCGCCCCUGGCCAAGGCCUCGCGCACCAAGUCCCCGGGCCCCGCGCGGCGCCUGUCCCUGAAGAUGAAGAAGCUGCCGGAGCUGCGGCGCCGCCUGAGCCUGCGGGGCCCCCGCGGAGGCCGCGAGCGGGACAGGGCUGCCCCUGCAGGGUCGGUCAUCAGCCGCUACCACCUGGACAGUAGCGUCGGAGGCCCUGGGCGCGCAGCAGGGGCCGGAGGCUCUCGGGGGCUCAGAUCUGGCUACCUGAGUGACGGCGACUCGCCAGAGCGCACGGCAGGACCCCCGUCGCCUACUGCCUUCCGACCCUAUGAAGCCGGGCCCGCGGCGCGCGCACCCCCGUCUGCGCUCUGGGGCCGCCUGAGCCUGCACCUGUACGGGCUCGGGGGGCUGCGGCCGGCGUCUGGGGCAUCCGCGCGGGAUCUCUGCUGCCUGCUGCAGGUGGACGGGGUGGCCCGGGCGCGCACGGGGCCGCUGCGAGGCGGCCCGGACUUCCUGCGACUGGACCACACUUUCCACCUGGAGCUCGAGGCUGCCCGCCUGCUGCGAGCCCUGGUGCUGGCCUGGGACCCCGGCGUGAGACGGCACCGACCUUGCGCCCAGGGGUCGGUGCUGCUGCCCAUGGUCUUCCGAGGGUGCCAGGCCCAGCAGCUGGCGGUGAGGCUAGAACCCCAGGGGCUGCUGUAUGCGAAGCUGACACUUUCGGAGCAGCAGGAAGCCCCAGGCACAGCUGAGCCCCGAGUCUUCGGUCUGCCCCUGCCUCUCCUGGUGGAGCGGGAGCAGCCGCCUGGGCAGGUGCCCCUCAUCAUCCAGAAGUGCGUGGGGCAGAUUGAGCGCCGUGGGCUGCGGGUCGUGGGGCUGUAUCGUCUGUGUGGCUCAGCGGCAGUGAAAAAGGAGCUCCGGGAUGCCUUUGAGCGAGACAGUGCUGCUGUCUGCCUCUCUGAGGACCUGUAUCCCGAUAUCAAUGUCAUCACUGGCAUCCUUAAGGAUUAUCUUCGAGAGCUGCCCACUCCGCUCAUCACCCAGCCCCUUUAUCAGGUGGUGCUGGAGGCCAUGGCCCAGGGGCCCCCAGGCCGGGCUCCCCCAAGCCCUGAGGGCACCAGAGCGCUCCUCAGCUGUCUGCCAGACGUGGAGAGGGCCACACUAACGCUUCUUCUGGACCACCUGCGCCUGGUCUCCUCCUUCCACGCUCACAACCGCAUGACCCCGCAAAACCUGGCCGUGUGCUUCGGGCCUGUGCUGCUGCCGGCGCGCCAGGCGCCCUCCCGGACGCGCAUCCGCAGCUCUGGCCCGGGCCUAGCGAGCGCAGUGGAUUUCAAACGCCACAUCGAGGUGUUGCACUAUCUGCUACAGUCCUGGCCAGAUCCCCAGCGACCCUCUGAGACUUCGGAUGUUGCCCCCUACCUGCGGCCCAAGCGGCAGCCUCCACUGCACUUGCCACUGGCCGGCCCCGAAGUGGUGACCAGGCCCCGUGGCCGGGGAGGUCCCGAAAGCCCCCCAAGUAACCGCUAUGCUGGCGACUGGAGCGUCUGCGGACGAGACUUCCUGCCCUGUGGGCGAGAUUUCCUGUCCGGGCCUGACUACGACCACGUGACGGGCAGUGACAGCGAGGACGAUGAAGAGGAGGCUGGAGAGCAGCAGGGCGCUGCUGACUUCGAGGAUGACUUCGACGCGCCCUUCAACCCACACCUGAAUCUCAAAGACUUCGAUGCUCUCAUCCUGGACCUGGAGCGAGAGCUCUCCAAACAGAUCAACGUGUGCCUCUGA
Messenger RNA from Elephantulus edwardii (Cape elephant shrew), 2808 nucleotides. RefSeq names its product synapse defective 1, Rho GTPase, homolog 1 (C. elegans) (gene SYDE1). The record is from RefSeq and is a predicted model, not a curated record. Gene Ontology annotation, biological process: signal transduction. The coding region runs from base 1 to 2808 and encodes 935 amino acids. The transcript has 8 exons. Lineage: Eukaryota; Metazoa; Chordata; Mammalia; Macroscelidea; Macroscelididae.